AUGGAUAUAACAGAAAAACAUCUCCCGCUGAAAACAGUUUUUGUUCAAAAUCUUCCAUUUUCAACGACAACUGAAAAGUUAAGAGAACUUUUUGCAAAAUAUGGAGAAAUGAAGCAAUGUUUUGUCGUCGCUGAUAAAAAUAAACCAGAAAAUCAGUGCAAAGGAAUAGGGUACGUUAUUUUCGCUGAUGAAGUGAGUUCGAAAAGAUGCGUAAAAAAUAAAUUGAAGUUUGGUGGCCGUAAUCUACGAGUCUAUUAUGCGAAGCCAAAA
Messenger RNA from Helobdella robusta, 270 nucleotides. RefSeq lists its product as hypothetical. Gene Ontology annotation, molecular function: RNA binding. NCBI's taxonomy places the organism in Eukaryota, Metazoa, Annelida, Clitellata, Rhynchobdellida, Glossiphoniidae. The transcript has a single exon. The annotation marks the transcript as partial. The record is from RefSeq and is a predicted model, not a curated record.